UGUAGCUGAUUCCAUGACGUUUACGUUACACUUUGUUUUUGUACAAGAGAUUAGGUAGUGUGCUCUAGCAGCUGCCUAUCAUGUAGCCUGACUUUAUCAUUUGUGAUUUACUAUCAUAUUUUAUUCACUUAAUGAAACAGCUGGCUUUUCUGGAAUUUUAGUAAAUGUGAAAUUUAUCGUUCGAAGUAAGCCAUGAAUGGAAAUUCUAAUCCGCUUUUGGACAAAGAAGAACAUGUCUUAAAGCUUGGGGAAAGCUUUGAAAAACGCCCUAAGUCUUCGUUUCAUACCAUUAGAUAUGAUUUCAAACCAGCGUCCAUAGACACAACUUGUGAAGGGGAACUGCAAGUUGGAAAAGGCGAUGAAGUCACCAUCACAUUACCUCACAUUCCGGGUUCCACGCCACCCAUGACGGUAUUCAAAGGCAACAAGAGGCCAUAUCAGAAAGACUGUGUUCUGAUCAUCAACCAUGACACCGGGGAGUAUAUUCUUGAAAAGCUGAGCAGCAGCAUACAGGUCAAGAAGACCAGAGCGGAGGGAAGCAGUAAGAUCCAGGCACGGAUAGAGCAGCAGUCAGUGAGGGCUAACCAGCCUCCCUCACAGUUCCGUGCUCCAACCAAGCCAGGAGCAGGUGCCAAAGCAUCUCCAUCACCAUCACCAUCCAAGGACAAUCCCUCCCCUGAGCCUCAGCUAGAUGACAUCAAGAGAGAGCUGCGUGCGGAGGUGGAGGUCAUUGAGCAGAUGAGCAGCAGCGGCAGCAGCAGCUCCUCGGACUCGGGCAGCGGCUCUGGGAGUGGCGACGACAGCUCCAGCAGCGACGGAGAGUGCGAGCGAUCACCUGCUCCCCACCACCAGGCCUCUCCAAACCGCCUCCCCAUGGUCAAUGGCACUGACAAGUCCCAGAGCAGCAACCAGCUCAUAAAUACACUCAGGAAUGAUCUUCAGUUGAGUGAAUCUGGAAGUGACAGUGACGAUGACUGAGCACCUUAUUUUUCCAUCUUCGCUGCCAUUCUCCUUCCACUGAGUACCUCCCAAUCCCUCAACCCCUAGCACUCAGUCUUCACUCACUUGUGCAAAGCUUGGCUCCUCUAUAUUUUAACUAUCCCUCUGAGCACUGGGAGAUUAAAUGAGUGUAUUUUU
Alosa alosa (allis shad) is the source of this 1137-nucleotide messenger RNA. RefSeq names its product ELL associated factor 1 (gene eaf1). Lineage: Eukaryota; Metazoa; Chordata; Actinopteri; Clupeiformes; Clupeidae. The record is from RefSeq and is a predicted model, not a curated record. Bases 193 to 978 code for a protein of 261 amino acids. Gene Ontology annotation, molecular function: transcription elongation factor activity. Gene Ontology annotation, biological process: positive regulation of DNA-templated transcription; regulation of transcription elongation by RNA polymerase II. Gene Ontology annotation, cellular component: super elongation complex. The transcript is spliced from 6 exons.